AUGAACUACAGUAACUUGGAAAUGGGAAUCAUUUUCAUCACUCAGAACGGAGCAGGAAUUCUGGGAAACACCUCCCUUCUUUGUCUCUAUUCCUUCGCUCUACUCACUGGACAUAAGAUGAGGCCCACAGACUUGAUUGUUAACCAGUUGGUUUUAGCCAACAACUUGGUUCUUUCCUCCAGGGGCAUUUCACAGACAAUGGAGGCUUUUGGAUGGAGAAACUUCCUGGGUGAUAUUGGAUGUAAGGUUGUGAUGUAUUUACAUCGAGUGGCGAGAGGGGUGUCACUUAACACCACCUGCCUCCUCAGUGGUUUCCAGGCCCUCAGGCUUCGUCCCAGUAGCCCUCGGUGGAUAAGGUCCCCAAUGAACAUUGCCUUGUGCUGUUCUCUCUGCUGGUUUCUAAACCUCCUGAUGAACUCAUUUAUUCCAAUAAAAGUACUUGACUCCCAAAACAUCCAAAAUGGAAGUGGGGCAAAAAGUUUUGGAUAUUGCUCUUCAAAUAGAAGAAAUACAUUUACAGAGUCACUACACACAGCCCUGUUUUUUUCCACCGAUGCUGUGUGUCUGGUUCUCAUGCUCUGGGCCAGUGGCUUCAUGGUCCUUGUUCUGCACAGACACAGACAACAAGUCCAAUACAUUCACAGAAACAGCCUCUCCCCACGACCUUCCCCUGAGGCCAGAAUCACACGCACCAUCCUGAUGCUUGUGACCACC
Molecule: messenger RNA, 714 nt
Organism: Elephantulus edwardii (Cape elephant shrew)
Lineage: Eukaryota; Metazoa; Chordata; Mammalia; Macroscelidea; Macroscelididae
Product: vomeronasal type-1 receptor 1-like
Exons: 1
Biological process (GO): G protein-coupled receptor signaling pathway
Cellular component (GO): membrane
Molecular function (GO): pheromone receptor activity
Source: RefSeq, a predicted model, not a curated record